GUUGUCUAUCCAGAAGAUAUGUGUCUCGAAGGAUAUACAGCCACCGCGGUCUUGGCCCGAGACCCGUGCGAAGCCCUCAGUCCGGUCAGGCUGGUCGAAAAGAUGUAUAUUUGCAACGAGGGCAACAAGGUCGAGCUUGGAUGUUGACCACCAACCUGUAUCCCUAAGUCAAGUUACAUCAGCAAUUCCUCGUCAUUCUGAUCAUGUUCAACACAGCUUCCAGUUUCUCCUUCCUGAAGUUCCUGGUGGUGGCAGGUGUUGGUCUGUUUGGUGAUGGGUACCUGAACCUGAGCAUUGGACUUGCUGUUCCCAUGCUCGGAUAUCUAUACUUUCAAGAUGACAAGAACGCGGUCCCUACAGUACCAGCCGACACGAUCAAAGCAUCGCUCUCUAUGGGCAUGAUCGUGGGUCAGAUCGGUUUCGGAAUCUUUGGCGAUGCCCUGGGCCGUCAUAGAAUCUACGGCAAAGAGCUCAUGUUGACAAUACUUGGUACCUUGUUGGUUGUCCUGAUGCCCUGGAGGGGCUUCUCGCACCAUGAUGUUAUCGCGUGGAUGUCUGUGUUUCGAGUGGUGACGGGUAUUGGCAUCGGCGGAGACUAUCCGAUGACCUCAGCUUUGUCGGCCGAACACAAUCCUCUGCGGUCUCGGGCCAAACUUGUUCUGACAGUGUUUGCCUCUAUCGGUCUCGGAGGCAUGACCUCAGGCAUAGUCUACCUCAUCCUCUUGGCUGCCUUCAAAUCUUCUGUCAAUGGCAACAUCUACCACCUGCAAUGGGUGUGGAGGUUGUUGUUCGGCAUCGGACUUGUUCCCCUCAUCAUUACGCUAUAUUUCCGUUUGACUAUGCCUGAGAGCACACCCUAUCGACAAUAUGUCGCCGAGGAGACAUCUCUCAAGAAGGACGGCAAACGAGGCCUGCAUGAACAAUUCCGAGAUUUCCGGGAGUAUUUCUCAGAGUGGAAGCAUGCCAAAGUCCUGUUUGCCGUCAGCAUGUGCUGGUUCCUCUUCGACAUUGCCUUCUACGGUGUCAACCUCAACCAGAGCAUCGUGCUCUCGAGAAUUGGCUACGGCAAGGGGCCCACACCAUGGCACACCCUGUGGAAUACUGCCGUUGGCAACAUUAUCGUAGCGGCUGCGGGGUAUCUCCCAGGCUACUAUAUCGGAAUCUUCCUGCCGGACUGGAUCGGGCGCGUGAAGCAGCAAUUCUACUGCAGCGCGCUCGUCGCAGUCCUGUACGCCAUCUGGGCGGGCGUACUCAACCACAGCUCCACCGCCGGCUUGGUAACGCUGUUCACACUGUCGCAACUAGUCCUCAACAUGGGACCCAACUGCACGACCUUUCUCAUCCCGGUUGAAGUCUUCCCGACCCGCGUCCGCGGCACAGCGCACGGUAUCGCCGCAGCGUCGGGCAAGGCGGGCGCGAUGGUGACUGCGUUUUCGUUUGGCUCGCUCACGGACGCCAUUGGCCUGCCUGCCGUCCUCGGAAUUCUGUCCGGGAUCAUGGCGCUCACUGCCCUGUGCACCCUGUUGAUCCCCGAGACCAAAGGCCGUACCCUCGACGAGAUCGAACAGGGGGUCAUCUAUGGUGUCAAAUCCAGCACCGAUGGCGGCACGUCGAGCGCAGGCGUGUCUCCGGUGCUGGAUGGCAAGACAAAAAUCCAUGUGAACGCCGAUGGCAAGGGCAGGGACCUCGAGUCUAUGUGA
This is a messenger RNA of Cladophialophora immunda, 1700 nucleotides long. RefSeq lists its product as uncharacterized. Gene Ontology annotation, cellular component: plasma membrane. The coding region runs from base 204 to 1700 and encodes 498 amino acids. Gene Ontology annotation, biological process: transmembrane transport; carboxylic acid transport. NCBI's taxonomy places the organism in Eukaryota, Fungi, Ascomycota, Eurotiomycetes, Chaetothyriales, Herpotrichiellaceae. Gene Ontology annotation, molecular function: carboxylic acid transmembrane transporter activity. The transcript has 6 exons. The record is from RefSeq and is a predicted model, not a curated record.